Sinocyclocheilus grahami is the source of this 1193-nucleotide messenger RNA. RefSeq lists its product as uncharacterized. NCBI's taxonomy places the organism in Eukaryota, Metazoa, Chordata, Actinopteri, Cypriniformes, Cyprinidae. The record is from RefSeq and is a predicted model, not a curated record. The transcript is spliced from 2 exons. Bases 434 to 853 code for a protein of 139 amino acids. Gene Ontology annotation, molecular function: 5'-3' exonuclease activity; 3'-5' exonuclease activity.
GUGCAGUGUUUGUGAGAGGCGCUGCGGUUCUUCCUCCGGCCUGCAGGCGGCGACGGCGCGUCUCUCUCCGGCUCUGACUGCAGAUGAAGUGCAGUAUGGCGGAGCGACGCUGAAACACAACAAACCUGUGCGAGAAACAUCGGGAUAAAACCCCGAAAUCCUGCCAAUCCGGCCGCUCUGCGAUCAUAAUCACACUCGGACCCGCGGCUCGAUAAUCGCGCUCUUUCUGUUUGUCGCCGACGGUGUUUUUGUUUCGUCGCGACGCUUUACGAGCCCAUAACAAGGCAAGCUAACGUAUCAGUCUUUCAUUUUCACCUUUAUUACGCAUUUAAAAUACAUUUAAUUCUUCAUUAAACGGCUUCGGUGCAGAAAUCACAACACCGCAGGAGUGGAUGUAAAGGCUUUAUUUAUUAUUUCACCGAACGGUAAAACGAUGGAGAAAAAGCAGCAUAAAUCAGACAAACAUCACCGCCAUCAUCAUCCUCAUCCUCUUCCUCAUCCUCAUCCUCACCAGUCCUCCAGCAGCAGCAGCAGCAGCAGCGGGGAGUCCGGCGGCAGCAGCCCGGCUCACGGGGCGCCCAGAGCGGCCAACGCCUUCGCCAACGACGGCAGCUUCAUGGAGCUGUUCAAGAAGAAGAUGGAGGAGGAAGAGAGGAGGAAGAAGAGAGAGGGCGAGGAAGAGGAGAAGACGAAGAGCUCUCCCGCGGCUCCGGACAAGAAGCCGCUAAGCGCGAGCAGCUUUGUGGGCAAGCGGAGAGGAGGCGCGAGACUGGCCCUCAAGACCGGGAUGGUGGCCAAGAAACAGAAACUCGACUCCGAGGUGAGAGGCAUGCUGUUCGGUCACGGUUAUUAGCGAUAUGAAUAAAAUACGGAUUACUAUAGUUUACAUUAUGAGGCUAUAUGGAGAUUCAUACAAAUAACGUGUAUACAACAGGGGUCUCCAACCUUAGUGAAAACAAUAGAAAAGCGGCUGAGAGCCACCCAUAUUACACAAUACUUAAAUCUCUUGAAUAAUUAGUAUAUCAAAACAAACUGUUAUACACGGCAUUGUUCAAAUGUGCUGGACAUAUUAAAUAAAGUACUGAUACACACACUGAAAUCAUUUGACCAAGUUUCAUGACUAAAGCCAACAAAUAAAAUUAGCAGCACACUAAUGCACUCUUUGUUUGCAUAAACGGUGAAAUAUAAACAUU